This is a messenger RNA of Halichondria panicea, 1800 nucleotides long. RefSeq names its product actin-binding LIM protein 2-like. The transcript has 12 exons. The record is from RefSeq and is a predicted model, not a curated record. The coding region runs from base 186 to 1412 and encodes 408 amino acids. Gene Ontology annotation, cellular component: actin cytoskeleton. Gene Ontology annotation, molecular function: actin filament binding. NCBI's taxonomy places the organism in Eukaryota, Metazoa, Porifera, Demospongiae, Suberitida, Halichondriidae. Gene Ontology annotation, biological process: lamellipodium assembly; cytoskeleton organization.
ACGCCUACUCGAUGCUCACUUGACCUCAAAAAACUACAGUGGAAGUGUUUUGACUCGACUCGACUAGACAAGUACAAGGACUUGUCUCAGUCUUGGCACUCAUCUAUAGCCUGUAGGCAAAAGCUAGAGACCUAGACUCAGAGCUGUUAAGAAGAUCGACUGAUUGUUGGUGGCAGAUCUACAACAUGACGAUUACUUGCUACUCGUGUGGGCAGUCCUGCCUAGGAGAGGUCCUCAAGGUCCAGGAGAAACACUUUCACAUGAAGUGCUUUGUGUGCAAAGAGUGUGGUCAAUUACUAGCAUCAGGAGGGUACUUUGUGAAGAGUGGGGCCUACUAUUGUAGCAAGGACUACCACUUGUUGUUUGGGACCAAGUGCAAGACGUGUGGUGACUUUGUUGAGGGAAGGGUGGUCACUGCACUGGGAAACUCCUACCACCCACAGUGCUUUGUCUGCGACCGAUGCAAGGAUGAGAUCCACAGUGGUACCGUGGUGACGUACAACGACCGACAAGAGAUCCUCUGUCAGAGGUGCACGGACAUUGCUCUCAAUGAGGAAGACAAUGAAUCCAACAUGCCCAGAGCAGAGAAACAACUGAACCCUAGCACUGAGUUGAGCAGGUCUGGCUCUUUCUCCAGUCAGCAGGAGGACAUUCACAAGAUAUUUGACUUCUCAAAGGUUCCAGACGUCGACCCAAAGACUCGCACACACCUGGGAAAGUGUGCUGGGUGCCGAGAGUCUAUUCGCAGCUGUCAGUCACUUAUCGCCUUGGAGAGGCACUGGCAUCUCUUCUGCUUCACCUGCUCAGUCUGCAAGAAGCUACUCACCUCUGAGUACAUGGCCAAGGGCAACAACCCGUACUGUGAGCCGUGCUACCAAGACAUGCACGGUGUGGCGUGUGACGGCUGUCAACAGUUCAUCACUGGCAAAGUGCUGGAGGCUGGAGAAAAGCACUUCCACCCGUCCUGUGCCACUUGCUGCAGGUGCUCUCGUACCUUUGCCGAAGGAGAAGACAUGUGUGUCUCUAGAGAGGACAUAUGGCACCUCGACUGCAACAGACUCAAUGGGAGAUCUGAGUCAGAGUACAGUUCAGAGGACUCUCGCUCACACUCCCGCACUGACAGCAUCUCCCCCACUGGAACAGCUGAUUCUUCGAGGGGUAGAAGGUCAUCUUCACAGCUGGCUAUGUCUCGUGAGAGCAGUGCUGGAGAACCUAAGAUUGUCUACCCGCUGGCCACACUCAGGUUGAUCGGACCAGGAGUGAGACUGCCACGUGGUGUGAAUAGGGCAAAGCUUGAACAACAUCUCUCUGAUGAGGACUUCAGAAUAGCUCUCGGAAUGGAGAGAGAUAUGUUCUUCAAACUGCAGGCCUGGAAACAGCUGGAAGUAAAGAAAAAAGCGAACCUCUUCUGAACUGAGGUUUCUCUCACAUGCAUACGUUUCUGUUGCUAUAGUGACAUGAACCUUGCAGCAUAGCCUUUAUAAAUCUUUGUUGUUAAUGUUUUUUUUAAUACACAAUGUCAUCCAAACUUUACAGUCUUUUUUCCUGUUUCUCGCCGCUUCAAUAUCAUGUCAGUCUGAGCUUUCUGUAAUUAUUAAUAGAAUUGUAUGUGCAAGUAUUAUGCAGACAAUUUACACUGUAUUAAAAAUUUUGUUUAUUGCUGAUGUUUGUAAAUACAGCUGUCACUUCAUGUUAAUUGGUGCUGUCAUUAAAUUAUCACCUAUACUUAUAUAAUUAUUAUAGCUACAGUUUUAUGAUUCUAGAAACCAAUGAAAGUUUUGAGACUGCUCAUUAUUAAUA